GGAGGAACUCCCGCGCUAUCCAGCCGCCUGGUCGCUCCUCGCCUGGUGUCUGACCCCGGCAUGGAGGGGGUCCCAGUGCUGACGAGGGGCAACGCGGCCGCUGCCAAAGCGGAGGGAGCCGCCGCCUUGCCGCCCCCACCGCCCAUCUCCCCUCCUGCCCUCACCCCGGCACCCGCGGCGGGUGAGGAGGGUCCGCCGUCCUUGCCCGAGGCGGGGGCUCCCGGCUGCUCGGGCUCCCGGCCCCCUGAGCUGGAGCCGGAGCGCAGCCUGAGCCGCUUGAGGGGCCGCUUUGAGGACGAGGACGAGGAGUUGGAGGAUGAUGAGGAGCUGGAGGAAGAGGAGGAGGAGGAGGAGGAAGAGAUGAGCCACUUCUCGCUGCGGCUGGAGGGGUGCCGGCCGGAAUCGGAGGAUGAGGAAGAGCGCCUGAUUAAUCUCUCUGAGCUGACCCCAUACAUCAUGUGUUCCAUUUGUAAAGGUUACUUAAUAGAUGCAACUACCAUUACAGAAUGUCUUCAUACAUUUUGUAAAAGCUGCAUUGUAAGACAUUUUUACUAUAGCAACAGAUGUCCAAAAUGCAAUAUAGUUGUACAUCAGACACAACCUCUUUAUAACAUAAGGUUGGACCGACAGUUACAAGACAUAGUGUACAAAUUAGUGAUCAAUCUAGAGGAAAGAGAAAAAAAGCAAAUGCAUGAUUUCUAUAAAGAAAGAGGUCUAGAAGUACCUAAACCUGCUAUUCCACAGACAGUCCCUUCAAGCAAAGGAAGAUCUAAGAAAGCCUUAGAAUCAGUGUUUCGGAUUCCACCUGAACUUGAUAUGUCUUUAUUACUGGAAUUCAUUGGUGCUAAUGAAGGCACGGGACAUUUUAAGCCAUUGGAAAAGAAGUUUGUCCGAGUUUCAGGAGAAGCAACUAUUGGGCAUGUAGAAAAAUUUCUCAGAAGAAAAAUGGAUCUUGAUCCAGCUUGUCAGGUAGAUAUCAUCUGUGGUGAUCACUUGUUGGAGCGGUAUCAAACUCUAAGGGAAAUUCGACAUGCAAUAGGUGAUGCAGCAAUGCAGGAUGGUCUUCUGGUCCUUCAUUAUGGUCUUGUGGUUUCUCCUCUGAAAAUUACUUGAAGAUUCUAAGAGUAUCAGGAGGGAAGAGGGAAACAAAAUAAGGUGGCUUCUGCAGGACUGUGUCUCACCAAAGAUUUUCACGAAACAUAAUUGCUACCAUUUUGUGCUAAGACAUAACAUCUAUUUUUAGCACCAAGCAUCAUAAUAUUUAUACAUACAACUUGGAAUAAUGGAAUGCAUCUGUUUUACUAGUGACUAUAUAUAAAAAGCAUCCAUAGCUCAGGGGGAAAAUGUCAAAGUAUUGGAUUUUUAAAUUCCUUGUGAUUUCAAAUACUUUGAUAUUAAUUUUGCUUC
Molecule: messenger RNA, 1407 nt
Organism: Molossus molossus (Pallas's mastiff bat)
Lineage: Eukaryota; Metazoa; Chordata; Mammalia; Chiroptera; Molossidae
Gene: PCGF6
Product: polycomb group ring finger 6
Exons: 10
Coding region: 61-1113 (350 amino acids)
Biological process (GO): regulation of transcription by RNA polymerase II
Cellular component (GO): PRC1 complex
Source: RefSeq, a predicted model, not a curated record